AUGGCGUCCGCUCAGCUGGAGAAGACGGAUGAACUAGUCUCGGCCGGUCCCAUCAUCACCGAGGAGACCCUGAACCGAAAGGAACAGGCCGAAGUCCUCGGCGUCGAUGAAAAGGCUGGUGCCAAUCUCGAUAAUGGUGAGGAGGAGGUUGUCGACGAAAAUGACACCAGAAUCAAGGAUAUCCCACCCUAUGUGAGGCGCAUCGUCAGCUUCACCAAUGAUCCUACAGAACCGACUUUGACCUUUCGAUACUUCCUCUUGACCAUCCUUUUCGUCGCCCCUGGUGCCUUCUUGUCACAGAUGGCCCACUACCGAACAACAUAUGCCCCCUACUCCGUCUUCUUCGUCCAGAUUGCCUCCAACUACGUCGGCGUAUGGCUGGCCAAGGUCCUUCCGGCCUGGUGGGUUGGAAUCCCUGGCACCAAAUGGGGCUUCAGUCUGAACCCGGGUCCCUUCAGCACCAAAGAACACGUUCUGGUCACCAUUUCUGCAGCAUCUGGUGCCACUUACAACCUGGGCUACACCCCCAUCUCCAUGUCCGAACUCUACUUCAACCAGCCCGUCAAUGGUGCCGUGGCCACCUUCUUCAUGUUGGCCAUCACCUGGACAGGCUACUCAUACGCGGCACUGGCUCGCCAGUUCCUGAUCUACGAUCCUCAGUACCCCUGGUUCCAGUCUCUCUGCCAGACUGCUCUCUUCGAGACCCAGAAGAAGCAGCGUGAGAACCCAAGCCGUGCCUCUCGGAAGCAGAUGGUCAUCUUCUUUGCCGUCAUGGGCGGCGUCAUCUUGUGGCAGUUCCUGCCCGAGUUCGUCUUCCCAUUUUUGGGCUCUCUUGCGUUCCUCUGCUGGGUUGCGCCGCAUAACAAGACGGCCAACUUUGUCGGUGCCGGCUUCGGUGGCAUGGGAUUCUUGAACUUGUCGUUUGACUGGUCUAGUAUUUCAACCAACGGUAGUCUCUUCUUAACUCCUUGGUGGACCCAGGUUGUCCUCUUUGCCGCCUUUGUGGUUAACUGCUGGAUCUUGAUUCCUGCUUCCAAGUUUGGUAACCUUGGAAAGUGGAAUCAUCAGCUGAUGUCUAACCGUGUCUUCUUGGAAAACGGAACGAGAUACCCUUUGACCGAUCUCCUGACUGCAGAUGCCAAGCUGAACGAGACCGCUUAUGCACAAUACGGAGAACUAUUUGUCGGCCCCCAAAGCUUGUGGAGCAUGUUCUUCGACUACGCUUCAUAUUCUUCAGCCCUCGUCUGGAUGCUACUCUUUGGCUGGCCCCAGAUCAAGGAGAGUUUCAGGAAGCUCAAGGAGCGCUCAACAAAGAAGGACUCGGGCAAGAUUACGGAGCAGUACAAAGAUCAGAUCAACAUCUUGCAGCGCCCCUAUGAUGAAAUUCCAUUCUGGUGGUUUGCCGCCCUGUUUUUGGUCUCGUUUGUCAUGCUCAUUGCCAUGGUUGGCAAGAACUUGCUGUUUAUUCCCGUGUGGACCUACUUUGUGGCCAUUGCGACAGGAGCUCUUGUUGUCGUGCCGUUGGGCUGGCUGUAUGCCCUGUCCAACUUUCAACUUCCCAUCGGAACAACCAACGAACUCUUGUACGGUGUCAUGGUCAACGCCGUGUCUGGAUUCAAGAACCCCUGCGGCGCUUCCACUUACGGCGCCAUCGCAGGAGAUGCCUGGUAUCGUGCGCAGCUCAACCUCCAGGACAUGAAGAUUGGCCACUACAUGCAUGUUCCUCCCAAGGCUGUCUUCUUCUCGCAAGUCUUUGGCUCAGCCAUCGGUAUCCCCAUUGACUACGCCGUCAUUCGAUGGGUCAUCGACACCAAGAGGGACUACUUGUCUGGCGCCAAAGAAGAUCCCACUCACCAAUGGACUGGUCAGGCUCUGGCCUCGUCCCUCACGUCUGGCGUUCAGUACGUGCUUGUUGGCCCCAGCCGUCUCUUCAAGCAGGAUAUUUACAAGCCUGUUCCCUAUGGCUUCCUGGUUGGCGCCGUGUGCCUCAUCAUCAUCUUCUUCCUGCACAAGAUGUUCCCGCGAGCCAAGUUCCAGCUGUGGAACACCACCAUCUUCUUCUCGGCCAUGUCCAUCUUCUACGGCAACAUCAGCACGGGCUACACAUCGAGCUUCAUUGGAGGCUUCGUCGUCAUGUUUUUGGCUUACCGAUACCGCUACGACCUGUGGGCGCGAUGGAACUACAUUCUGGCAGCAGCUUUUGAUGCUGGUUUCAACUUCAACAUGCUGCUCAUCUUCUUGUGCUUUGGCGCGGGUAAGAUUAUUGAGAUGCCCAACUGGUGGGGAAACAAUGCGGACAGCAGCGAGCGCUGUUUUGCGUUGAGCGACUGA
Messenger RNA from Trichoderma virens Gv29-8, 2331 nucleotides. RefSeq lists its product as uncharacterized. The transcript has 4 exons. The record is from RefSeq and is a predicted model, not a curated record. Bases 1 to 2331 code for a protein of 776 amino acids. Lineage: Eukaryota; Fungi; Ascomycota; Sordariomycetes; Hypocreales; Hypocreaceae. Gene Ontology annotation, biological process: transmembrane transport. Gene Ontology annotation, molecular function: oligopeptide transmembrane transporter activity.